Closterium sp. NIES-67 is the source of this 8926-nucleotide messenger RNA. NCBI's taxonomy places the organism in Eukaryota, Viridiplantae, Streptophyta, Zygnematophyceae, Desmidiales, Closteriaceae. The record is from the annotation of a GenBank genome assembly.
GUUGUUGACCCAGCAAACCCUAACCUGCUGCAGAAUCUACUCGCCCUGUUGCUCCGAAAUUCCUUGAUUCAUGCUGGCCCUUGCAGUCUCUCUCACCGCCAUGAAUCGCGCGAUCCGCGUGCCAAUGCUCACCCGAUGCCGACAAUGCAGCUAGACUUGUUUAUUUAUGGAGGAAAUCUCUGCUCAUGUUGGAAUGCGCAGCCAUGAGCGGAGCGCACAGUAGCACCACCCCAGCAUCGCAAGGCACGUCUGCCCGUUCUCCUCGUCCAUGGGGCGUUCAGAUGCAUAUGCUACCGACGCCUCCGCUCCCGCGUCGGGUGUCGCUAGCGUCGCAGGCUCUGCUGCCUUCCGUCCCCCUAAACGUAGCCUAUCCAAUCGAGGCCCCAAGGAAGCGACGUCCCUCCCAAAGAUCCCCUUGCACUCCAAGAAACCUCCUAGCCAAGCGCUCUCCGCGUUGUCGUUGUGCCGGCCUACUCGCAGCGCCAGCAACACCCCGAUCAGCAGCCCGGGGCCUUCCAGCCCCACGAGCUUGGCCCUGCCCGCGCGCAGCAGCACCGCGGGCUCGCACGCGCAAAUGCCGCUGCAGAGCGGGACGCGGCAAACGCGCGGAAACAGCAACUUGCGGCAGGGCAGUGCGGAUCGUUCCGCGGGAAAUAGCCGGCUGUGGCGGGAAGUGUCGGAUCGUUCCGCGGAGCGUAGAAAUGAGCAUGUGCGGGACAGCGGUGGGGGGGCGCCUAGGCGGAGGGAUUCGGCGUGGGGAGAUGCGCGAGGGGGGGUAGAUGAGGAUGUGAAGGUGAACGAACGGCGGUGGCAGCCGAAGGGGGGUGGUGCUGCUACCGACGAGGAGGAAGAAUGGAAAGAGGAGGAUGAGGAGGGUGAAGAGGAGCAGGAGGAGGAGGAGGAGGAGGAAGAAGAAGAAGAAGAGGAGGAGGAAGAGGAGGAGGAAGAGGAGGAAGAGGAGGAAAGGGGGAUUGGGGCGGAUGCAGGGGAGGUGGAAGAGGAGGAGGAGGAGGAAGGGGGGGAUGAAGCGGAGCGAGAAGGCGACGACGAGGAAGGCGAGGAGGACGAUCGGAGCAGGGGAAGUGCGCAGAGUGCAAGCGACGAGGAGUCGGACGAGGACGACGAGGAGGACGAGGAGGAGCGAGACGGGGAUGCGGCGUGGUCGCAGAGCCAGCAGCACCGGCGGAACGUGUCUCAGCCCAACAUCCGCGCGUCCCGCGCGUCCUGGGCGCAAUCGCAGCGCGCCCGGGCGUCGGCGCGUUAUCCCAGUCACGCGUCUGUUGUUGAAGAGGACAAAACUACGCUUGCCCAACCCGCCGCCGCCUCGUCCGCCCGCUCGCCGGGCCCUUCCCCCGCGCGCUCGCCCGCGGGGUCCGCCGCCGCGGCUGCGCGCGCGGGGAGUCCGCGCAUGGGAAGCAGCGCGGGGUCGCCGUCGUCCGCGCGGUGGAGCACGCGCAGGAAGCCGUGGACCCCCACCGCGAUGGGGGGAGGCACGGGGGGGUUCGAUAGUAGCUGCUGCAGCAGUAGCAGCGAGGAGGGGCUGGGACUGCGGGAUGGUCGGGUAGAGGAGGAGGGCUGUUUCGUGGGUGAUGAGGGGGGAGAGGAGAAGGAGAGGAGGGAGGAUGAGGAGGGGCACGAGGAGGAGGGGCACGAUGAGCGGAAGCGAGAGGACGGCGCGCGAGGGUCUCAUUCGUUCCGCCGGCUUCGCAUCGUGCCUCCGCGUCUCGAGACCCAAUCGAACAGGCGCAGGGCGCACGUGGGGGAGCCUGUCUCCCCCCCCUCCGCGCGCUCCUCCGCCUCUGUCCUUGCCUCCGCGCGCCCAUCCCCCCGUCCGCUGCUCACCGCGGGUCCCUCUUGCAUCGAUCUAGUAGAACUCCCCACCCAAAAGGCGCCAAGCCCCUCGGAUUCCGACGCCUCCGCCUCCCGUCGCGCUGAUUUCCCCCCCGCCGUUGGCGGAAAGCCCACAGGGAGAAGCCCCCAUCCGGCCGCGCGCUCGCCUUCAAUAUCCGCCUCGUCGCCCGCAGGCGGGCGCGGUAAAGGGGGCGCGGGGAGUAAAGGGCGCAGGGAAGGCGCGGAAAGCGGGAGGAGGGGGGACGAACGGGGGGGAAAGGAGGGAGCGGGCGCAAGCCGAGGGUGGUCGAGAGACGAAGCGGAAGCAGACUCGCCUGUAGACUUCGCGCGGGGUAUGGCUGGAGGCGCAGGGCUGGGGGUCAAGGAGCGAGCGGGCGGACAGCGCACGAGCGUAGAAGGGUCAUUUGACUAUGUGAGCGGAAGUGGGAGCAUAAGUCGGAGUGGCAGUGGUGUGAACGGGCUUGUUCUAGGGAUGGUGGGUGCGAGCCCUAGGGGCAGAAGCGGCAGUGGUGCGGCAGUGCCUAGUAAUCCGCCUCGAAUCACUCGCACUGGCAGCGGUGCGAGCAGCGCUGUUGGCGCAGAGAGGGGGGAUAGGGGAGAGCGGAGAGAGAGAGGGGAGAGGGGAGAGCGGAGAGAGUGGGGGGAGAGAGGAGAGAGGGGAGAUUGGGGAGACAGGGGAGAGAGGGAAGAGAGAGUAGAAAGAGGAGAGAGAGCACAGAGAGUCGAGAAAGGAGAAAGAGAGAGAAGAGAGAUGGGUGAGGGGGGUGAGAGAGGAGAGCGGGGAGAAAGAGGAGAGAGAGUUUUGAGAGGAGAGAGGGGGGGAAGAGACGAGAGAAGAGAGAGAGAAGACAGAGGAGAGAAAGGAGAGAGAGGGAGGAGAGAGAGGGGGGAGGGGGGCGAGAGGGGAGAAAGGGGAGAGGAGGGUGAGAGGAGAGAGAGAGGAGAGAGAGGAGAGAGACGAGAGAGGGGAGAGAGGGGAGAGAGAGGAGAGAGGGGAGAGAGAGGAGAGAGAGGAGAGAGGGGAGAGAGAGGAGAGAGAGGAGAGAGGGGAGAGAGGGAGCGCAGUACCUCUUCUGUGCCGUCGCUUGCCUUUGCAAGCCCUCGCUCAAGAGCCCCUCUGUUUGAAGCACAUCUCGCAAAGUCACAGGAAGCGGCAGCGGUUGUGGAGGCCAGGCAAAUGCAAGCAGCAGCAGGGGGGCCAGGGGCGGGGGCGUCUGCUGCAGUGGGCGCGUUAGGUAGGAGGAGAAGCGGCGGUGCGUGGAUGGAUUCCAGGCCGACACAAACAGCAGGUCCGAGAGGGGAGUGGGAAGCGGAAGGGGAGAGAGAUGGGAAGAGUGGAAGAGGGGGAGUGGCGGGGACCAGAAGGGACGUGCAAGGCGUGCGCGCGGACAGUGACCUGGACGUUACUCUGGAGUGGACUUUUGGGCACGAGUCGGGUCAGGCCGAGGAUGAUUCGGGGAGAGUUGAGAGUAGAGAGGAGGAUGAGGACGCGGAGGAGGAAGAAGAAGAGGAGGACGAGGAAGAAGAGGAAGAGGAGGAAGAAGAGGAAGAAGAGGAGGAGGAAGAGGAGGAAGAGGAGGAAGAGGAGGAAGAGGAGGAAGAGGAGGAAGAGGAGGAGGGGGAGCGAGGUAGGAACGGGUUGUUGGAUGUGAGGCGGCACGGUGAUCGUGUGGUGGUGAACGCCGUACACCACGACCCGCCUAAAAUGCACCGUGCAGCAUCCAAGACUUACGACCCCUCCCCCCAUGCCGUGAAGCGCCAUGCGAGAGGCGCCACACCAUCCCCAUCCGCACCAGCAUCAGCAUCAGCAUCAGCAGCAAUGUCAAAGUCAGCAUCAGCAUCCGCACAUCGAGCCUCUAGUGGGGCGUUUCCUGCGUCUGGGGGAGUGUCAGGGCAGGCAUCAGUUGGGGUGGUGCCGUCGGCAGCAGGAGGGAACGAGCUGGCUCCAGCAGCGGCGACAGCAGGGGGGGUGGGGCUGGGAGGGGGGAUGGGCAUGAGCGGCAUUCGGCCGACUGCUUUGAGCCUGCGUCUGCCUGUGAGGGUGGCAGCUGAGGUGGCGCGGAGUGACAACGGCAGUGACUGCAGGGAGAGCGAGGGGGAGAGCGAGGGGGGCGGCAGCGACGCCUGCAGCAACAGGCUUGCUGACGUCAUGAGCAACAGGUUUAGUGAGGAGUUGAGUGGGCGGUUCAGUGGUAGGGAGGGGGAGUUUGAGAGGGAGAGUGGGGCUGAGAGCAGUGGCAGUUACCGGGAGGAGCCAUGGAAGGGUGUGGAUCCGUGGAGCGAUGAGGAGGGGAGGGGUGAUGGGGAUGGGUGGAGGGAAGGCGGGAGUUGGAAAGGGGAAGAGGAGGGGAGGAGGAAGAAGACGUUGGAUAAACAGAGGUAUCUGGAUGCUGAUAGGGAGGAGGAGGACGAGGGGGAGAAGGUGGGGAUAGGUGCAGAGGAGUAUGAGAGCACGGGGAGGUGGCGAGGGGAGGAGAGGGGCGGGCGGGAGCAGCAGAAGCAGAAAGGGGAUGGGACGCAAAGGGAGGAGAGGUGGGACGACAAAGGCCACGUGUCGGGGCCAGAGGGAGGGAGGGACGAGGAGGGGUGGGGGGGUGAUGACGAGCGCAAAGUGCACGGGAAGUAUCGGGAUCGAGGGCGGCACAGGGAUGAAGAGCAAUGGCUAAUGGGCAGGGAGCAGAGACACCAGAAUCGAUCGGAUGAUGAGAGGCAGAGGGGCGGGGAGAGGCAGAGGAGGGAGGAGAGGUGGGUGAAGGAGGAGAGGCGAGGCGAGGCUAGAAGUACUGAGGCACUGAUUCCCCUGGCUGCAUGCGCGCCCCUCCCCCCUACUGUUGGCCAGGCAGGGAGGUCAGUGUCGCAGACGAGCAGGGGGGCGAGGGAGGCAGAAGGGGGGAGGGCUACCAGCAGGGGGGCUAUGAACGGAGUGUUGCUGCAGUCAGGAGCCAAGGGGCGGGAGGAGCCACGAACUGAUGCCUCCCCUGCUGCUGCUUCCUCAGCGUCAGGAGCAGGAGGAGCAGGAGGAGCAGGAGCAGGAGCAGGAGGGUCGAGCCUGAGGUCCCCUGGCCGGUGGUUUGGGAGUCAGGAGGCGAAGCCUCGGGCCAGCAGCAUGCGGUCAGCAGGCACAGAGCGGGUGAUGGAGGAGCCCAGGAAGGGCGGCAAGAGCCUGGACCUGCGCCGCCUCAGACUCUCCCUCUUUGAAGAGGAGGGAGGCAAGGUGGAGAAAAGCGGCAGUGGGGCGGGUAGAGGCGGGGGAAAGGGCGCGGGGAGCGAGGAGGAGGUGGAGGAUGGGAGGGAUGGGAGAGGGAAGAGAGGAGGGGAUGGAGGGCGCGGGAGCGGGGAUGAGGAGGGUAGGGGGGAUGAGGAGCAUGUUGUGAGGAGACAGGGGCGAGGGGGACGAGGGAAGGGGGGCGGUGGAGGGGCGGAAGGGGGAGGAGGGGGAGGAGGAGGAGGUGGAGGAGGGGGAGGGGGGAGGCGCGGGUUGUUGGAUGUGUUGAAAGGGCAGCUCAAGUCCCCCCGGCGGCCGUCCCACCAGGCAGAGGAGAAAGGCCCAGGCUCUGGUCCUGCUGCCACUGCCAAUGCCACUGCUGCUGCUGCUUCCAGUGCUGCUGCUGCUGCUGCUAGUGGUGGUGGUGGCAGCGGCAGCCACAGUGGUGGGUGGUGGGACUCGUCUCGCCGGCAACCAUCAUCCACCCCUCGUUCGUCCACCACCACCCCUCGCUCCACCACCACUCCUCACUCCUCGGGCCCCUCUCAGACCACCACGCCACGCGCCCCCUCCGCCACCACCCCCACCUCUUCCUCCUCCGCCUCCCCCACCGCUGAUCCUGCUCCCGUGGGGGGAGCGGGUGGGGGACAUGGGGGCGGAGGGGGAGCGGGAGGGGGAGGAGGGGGAGGGGGAGGGUCUACAGGAGUAGGAGCGGGGAGAGAUGCAGGAGGGGCGUGUUGGAGUCCGCGAGACUCUUCGUCCGCCGUUCCAUCCUCCACGUCUGCGUCUACCACGGCCUCCUCUGCCUCUGUGCCCCCCCUCGUCCUGCCCACGCCUGACAAGUCCCGCGGGUGGACCAGAGCCGCCUGGGUGCGCGCUUCCAAGAGCGUGGCAGGCGGUGGGCUGUCCCCCACUGGUCCCUCUGCAGGUGCAGGCUCGGCUGGGGGAGGGUUAUCUGGGGGAGGUGCGGGCUCAAGUGUGAUUUCUGGUGGUGCUGGUGGUGCAGGGGCGGGUGGUGCAGGGGGGAUGGGAGACGGUGGGAAUGUCAGCAGAAGCGGUGCUUUCUCGUCUAAGAGCAUGCGGGUGGAUGGGGCCAGGGAGAGGGAGAGGGAGAGGGAGAGGGGUAAGGAGCAGGAGAGGGGCAGGGAGGAGGAGGGAGAGUCGGUGAGGGAGGAGAGGGAGAAGAGCAAGGAGAAAGAGGAGGCGAGAAGCAGGUCCCCCCUGCGCUCCCCCCGCGCCCCCCGCAGCCCCUCAGUGCGCACAGCCAUCAGUUUUUUCAGCGGGCGCUUUGAUAAGUGGGGGGGAGGGGCAGGGGGUGGAGGAAGUGGGGGGGGAGGCAGCAAAGGUGGGGAGGGGAGUGAGGUGAUCCGGAGGGGGCACACGGCCACAGGCAGCAUUAUUAGCGCCAUGGGGCUUCUGGCGGGUGCAGGAGGCGGGCAUGCGGAUGGGGGGGAGAGGGGCGGGGAGAGAGGGGCGCGGGGGGGAGAGCGAGCAGGGGAGAGGGGCGGGGAGAGGGGAGGCGAGAAGGGGGGAGAGAGAGGGGGAGGGGGAGCAGGCGGUGGGGGGUCUUCGGAGGGGAAAGAGGGCGGGAACGAGAGCGUCAACAGCAGCAGCAACCAGCAGCAGCAGCAGCAGCAGCAGCAGCAGCAGCAGCAGCAGGGGGGCCCGCCAGCAGGAGCGAGCAGGCUAUGGGGUGUAGCAGCGGGGGCAGCAUCGUUCCACUCGCGCAUGGUGAGCUUCAGCGGGGUUCUCCUGAAGGACGAGGACCGGGGCAUGCUGGGGCGCGGAGUGGGCGACUUGCGGAAGAAAUACGAGGUGGGGGAGAAGGUGGGGGAGGGGCGCAGCGGUGUGGUGGUGCGCGCGUGCGUGGAGCGCAAGAGCAAGGCGCGGUUCGCGUGCAAGUCCAUCGCGAAGACGACGCUGGGCGAUGCGAAGAAGGUGGAGGCGCUGCGGGUGGAGGUGGCGGUGAUGGAGGCCGUGGGGUCGCAUGCUAAUAUUGUGGCGCUGCAUGAUACUGUGGAGGACGCUCAGGACGUGCACUUGAUAAUGGAGCUGUGCACGGGCGGUGACCUGCUCUCACACGUGAACACGGCGCCGCACAUCUCUGAGCGGCACGCGGCGGCCAUCUGCCGGCGCAUCGCGGACGCGGUGCGCUUCUGCCACCGCCGCGGCAUCUGCCAUCGCGACCUCAAGCCCGAAAACGUGCUGCUCGCCUCCAAGGGCGCCGCUGGGGCCGACCUGCGCGUGGCUGACUUUGGGAUCUCCACCUUCAUCGAACCAGGCCAGCGCAUUCGCGGGUACGCGGGCAGCCCCUUCUACAUUGCUCCAGAGGUGCUCAAUGGGCGGUACGGCUUCGAAGUGGACGUGUGGAGCCUGGGGGUCAUCCUCUACACGCUGCUGUCGCAGCGCCUGCCCUUCUGGCACAGCACGGAUAUCGGCGUGUACCGCGCGAUUCUCAAGGGCCAUGUGGAUACACACACGGGCGCGUGGCUGCAUGUGAGCAAGGAUGCCGUGCAUCUGGUGCGCCGCAUGUUGUGCCAAGACCCUGCGGAGAGAAUCACUCUCGACCAGCUACUAGAGCACCCCUGGAUUCUGAAGCACGACCGCGACACGUCCCCUCUACCGCAGCCCAUGCCAGACCUGCCCAACUGGAAGCUGAGCAAGCGGCGCCGUGCCAUUGCUCGCUCCACCGCCAUCGUUGUGCCGUCCUUCCGCCUGCCCUUCUGCAUCACCCCUCCUGACGGCGCCGUGUCCAGCGAGACAGAAGGGGACACGGAGACAGAGGGCGAGUCUGAGAGGGUUGCUGGUGGUUACAUUCUGGGUUACUCCGGUCCACCUGUGAGUGGUGGUGGUGGCAGCGGCAGUAAGGGUGGUGUUGCUGGAAGCAAGUCGAUUACUGGCGCAGCUGUUGCUGCUGGGGUGACACUUGGGCGAAGGGGCGGUGGAAGCGGACCCUUGCUCCCCACCACGUCGUCGUCGUCCUCCUCUCUGUCAUCCCGCAACGUCCCGCUCACGUCUCUCAUCACACCUCUCUCGCCCUCGCUUGCGUCCCCAUCGGCCGUGCUCAUCCCGCCGUCCCUCUCAGCGCUCUCUAGCAGCUCCAAUCGCCGCACCUUGCCUCGCUACCGCACUGCAACUGACAAGUACUAACUCCCUUCCACCCCCUCCCUCUGACCCCAUUCCCCACUCCACACCGCUACACCGGUAUCUGCUCCUGGCCUCCCACUCUUUUCCUCUGGCUGCACGAUUUUCCAUGUGCAUGUGCAUGUGCAUGGAUGCUGGUAUGCAUCCAUGGCAUGCUGGCAUGCCCUGCUUGCAUCCACCAAUGCGGGUUCACGGCUCAACAUCAGCUGCAGCUUGCAGCGCUUUCAACACUAGCUGUCUAGGUAGCACUGACACCGACCAUACAGCUCCAAACAGCGCGCCACUCUUACUGCUAUCUUCACCUGGAGUCUCCUUGGUGUACGGGCUAAGCUCACACAAAGAAGAGAUACCUGGAAUCUGUAUGAAAUGUUCCCCCGUGGAAUGCGCUUUGUCCAUGCCCAUCGUGUUGUACAAAGAACUGUUACCCUUACUAUACCACGUAUACUAGGCUAGGACUCUAGCAGUCUGUAAAGGCACAAUGGAAAACAAUUAAAGGGUGCUAAUCAGGGCCUCAGAUUGCAGGCUUUUUACCCUGAUUCAGGGUAAAAUCAGGGCUUUUUUGGGGGGUGACCCUGAUGAGACAGGAUUUUUCUAAGACAGGCCUGAAAUUUCAGAGUUUUUUUAAGAGUGAACUCUGAUCGAUCAGCGUGCCUAGUGUAGUGUGGCCUGUUUUUCCAGCGUCGUAUCGAAGCCCGACCCUGAUUCUUGUAAUAGCGGAUUCCCAGU